Messenger RNA from Trichoderma asperellum CBS 433.97, 366 nucleotides. Lineage: Eukaryota; Fungi; Ascomycota; Sordariomycetes; Hypocreales; Hypocreaceae. The record is from RefSeq and is a predicted model, not a curated record.
AUGACUUUAUGCAAUAGUCAUCGCAAAAGACUCCGAGAUUCGAUCCAAGGAGUCAGUAUGUUGUUGCGCUUAGCUCGUCGCGGCGGAGUUGCCCGCAUUUCUAACAGUAUAUACGACGAUAUGAGAAAUGUGUUGAAAGAAUUCCUUCAACAGGUUAUCCGGGACGUUGUACUUUAUACAGAGCAUCGUAAUGCCAAGACAGUUACCUUACAUGAUGUCUUGCAUAGUCUUCGGCGCCGCGGACACACCCUCUAUGGCUUUGAUCAAAUAACCUGGCCAGAGUCCGAGGACCCAGAGGACCAAGAUAACCAAAAGAGUCGACGUCGUCGACGAGUCUCUUAUCGACCGGAUAGAAUUUACAUUUAA